AUGAUUGUAUAUGAUAGAAUUUACUUCGAGAUUCACUUUCCAAUUGAGUUAGACGCGCUUCGUUACUUCGUUAAUUUAAUUGCAGUUGAGAUGUCGUCUCUUCAACUGCCUCCAGUUUAUGAUGGCUAUCGAUGGCAUCCCUGGAAAGAAUGGCUCUGGAAUUUCCGGAAUCUUUGUAAAAGGCGACAAACACUUCUAGGAACUACACAAAAAUUUAUCUUGGAAAUUUUAUUCAAGAUUGUAAGGCUGUAUAUGAUAUCUAGCCCAAUUUUCCGGAUGCUGUUUGCUCGAACUAAGAACACAUUAUUUACAUUCUGUAACAGAGAUCCGAAACCAAAAGAAUUGUCGACUCCCUUAUUAAUAGCUUCCGUAUUGACAGUGAUUGGCAAUGAAAAUCAAAAAGUGAAAGAGAUUUCUAAAAAUUUUCGUAUUCACGGGUACAUAGAUGAAGUCCAGAAGAUUUGGGAGAUGAGAUAG
This is a messenger RNA of Loa loa (African eye worm), 477 nucleotides long. RefSeq lists its product as hypothetical. Bases 1 to 477 code for a protein of 158 amino acids. NCBI's taxonomy places the organism in Eukaryota, Metazoa, Nematoda, Chromadorea, Rhabditida, Onchocercidae. The record is from RefSeq and is a predicted model, not a curated record. The transcript has 4 exons.